AUGCUAUCAUCAUCUACUCCUUCAAUUACUAAUAUACCUGUAAUAACACCAUUACAAUUACAACAAAUACAAUUGAAAGCAAAUUUAAUUCAAUCAUCAAUAGACAAUUAUGCAGAUAAACCAUUUUCAACAUAUAGAAAAAAAGCAAUUUACAAACAAAUUGGUUGUGCAGUUGCUUCAGCUAAUUUACCUUUUUCUACAGAUAUAAUUGAGGAUUUGAAUAAUGAUGUUGUAAUUAAAAUUCAGAAUUUUAUAACUAAUUCAUAUUUUAUAACUCUUUCUGGAGAUAGGUGGACUAGUCAAACGUGCGAAAAUGUUUAUAUGGAUUAUAAAGAAGUUAGUAUGGAAAUUGGACUUAAAAAAUGGGCUGGAUUUGUUACAGAUAGUGGUGGAAAUUAUGCUAAAGCUAGAUGA
Funneliformis mosseae is the source of this 414-nucleotide messenger RNA. The record is from the annotation of a GenBank genome assembly. NCBI's taxonomy places the organism in Eukaryota, Fungi, Glomeromycota, Glomeromycetes, Glomerales, Glomeraceae.